AUGUCCUGGUGCUCCCACAGCACCAGCUGCGCUGUCAGGAAUUUCAGCACUUCCUCUGCCGCUUUUCCCAGGAAUCGAUGUGGUUUCAGCGCUGCCUCGUGUCACUGGGGUGGUGGCAUGGGCUACUGUGGUUUGGGUCACUUCAGCAGCAGAAGUCUUGAUGGCAUGGCAUUCUCCAGGCCCAGAAUAUCUGUUGGAAAACAUCCUCCUCCAAGACGUGGAUAUGGCUUUGGUACAGCUGGCACAGGGUUCAGAGGCGCUGGCUUUGGCUACGGGGUUCACGGAGUCUCCAGGCCAUGCUCCAUCACACCCAUCACCAUCAACGAGCAGCUGCUCCAACCGCUCAAACUGGAACUCGACCCCAACGUGCAAAUGGUGAAGUACCAAGAGAAGGAGCAGAUCAAGACCCUCAACAGCAAAUUUGCUUCUUUCAUUGACAAGGUUCGAUUCCUGGAACAGCAGAACAAGGCUCUGGAGACCAAGUGGAGCUUUCUGCAGGGUCAAAAACACUGCAAGAAUACCAUUAUGCCCAUGUUAGAGGCUUAUAUCGGUAACCUGAAGAAGCAACUGGAAGCACUAGGAUGCAACAAAGCCCAGUUAGAAACAGACCUGAAAGCAGCACAGCAGAUUUUGGAAACCAACAAAAAAAUGUACAAGGACGAAUGCAGCCAGCGGACGUGCACCGAGGGCGAGUUUAUUGCCCUGAAGAAGGACGCGGACUGUUUUGUCUUAAACAAAGCAGAGCUGGAGGCCAAAGUGGAAAGCCUGAAAGAAGAGGCUGAAUUCCUGAGAACGUUCUACAAAGAGGAAACCCGCCAGCUGCGGGCCCAGAUCUCAGAUACUUCGGUGGUCAUGCAGAUGGACAAUAGCCGAGAUCUCAACUUAGAUGGCAUCAUCACGGACAUCAAGGCUCAGUACAAGGACGUUGCCCGCAGGAGCCGGGCAGAAGCACAGGCCUGGUAUGAAAGCAAGUUUGAGGGGCUGCGAGUCACUGCAGGCAGAAAUGCUGACAGCCUGCGAGAGACAAAAAACAAGGUAGCUGAGCUGACACGGAUAGUCCAGAGACUGAACGGAGAAGUCAGGAGCACCAAGGACCAGCGCUCCAAGCUGGAAGCCGCCGUGGCCGACGCUGAGCAGUGUGGGGAAAAGGCCGUCAAGGAUGUGAGGCACAAACUGGCCGAGCUGGAGACAGCCCUGCAGCAGAACAAGGCAGAGCUGGCCCAGCAGCUCCACAAGUGCCAGGAGCUCAUGAACGUCAAGCUGGCCCUGGACAUCGAGAUCGUCACCUACAGGAAGCUGCUGGAGGGCGAGGAGAGCAGGCUCUGUGCAAAAGAAGGCUUCCCUGCCAACCUCCGUAACUUUGCUCUGCCUUUUGCAGCUGUCUGCCAUUCGCAGGGAGGUCUCGCCUACGGCCCAGAGCCCGGCUUUGCAAGUGCCCACACAUCAGCCAACAGAAAGGCAUGCCGGAGCAGCGGCGCGGGGGUCUGCGGCACAGCCGUGAGCUGCCGGGACGGUGCGACCAGCAGCACGAGGAGCUCCCAUGCGAAGGCGGUGUCCAUGACCAAGUCAGCCAGGAGCAACAUGUAA
Molecule: messenger RNA, 1587 nt
Organism: Phalacrocorax carbo (great cormorant)
Lineage: Eukaryota; Metazoa; Chordata; Aves; Suliformes; Phalacrocoracidae
Source: RefSeq, a predicted model, not a curated record